Molecule: messenger RNA, 1512 nt
Organism: Cladophialophora immunda
Lineage: Eukaryota; Fungi; Ascomycota; Eurotiomycetes; Chaetothyriales; Herpotrichiellaceae
Exons: 9
Coding region: 1-1512 (503 amino acids)
Biological process (GO): carbohydrate transport; transmembrane transport
Cellular component (GO): membrane
Molecular function (GO): carbohydrate:proton symporter activity
Source: RefSeq, a predicted model, not a curated record
AUGAUUUUCGAUUACAUCGGCAUGUUCAAGGCUGGUCGGCCGACGCAGCUUGCAAUCACUUAUACAUGUCUUACUGCAUUCGUACUCUUUGAUUACGACCAAGGAGUCUUUGGUGGCCUUCUCACGAAUCCCGAUUUGCUGACUAUCAUGGGCAAUCCGAAUUCUGGGAAGCUUGGUAUCAUCGUUGCCUGCUAUAAUCUCGCCGGUGCCUUUGGCUGCUUGUUGAACUUUUGGGUUGGCCCGAAGUACGGAAAGAAAGUUGUUAUAGCGCUCGCGAUGACCCUUGUUACCAUAGGGGCUGUAUUGCAAUGCACAACCUAUGGUGUCCCUCAGCUGGUUGUUGGUCGAGUUAUUACAGGCUUGGGUGUUGGUAUUGACGUUGCGACAGUUCCCACCUACCAGUCGGAGCUCUCUAAACGCGGAAACCGUGGCAGAUUGGUGAUGACCGAGAUUGUGUUCGUGACAGUGGGGGUCGUUGUCGCCUAUUUCUUCGACGUGGGCAUGAGCUACGUCGACGGGCCGGUGGCCUGGAGGCUCCCGAUUGCUUGUCAAUGUCUCCUCGCCUUGAUCGUUCUUGGGCUUAUCGGAGGUCUGCCAGAAACACCUCGGUAUCUCAUCCAAAGAGGUCUCAUCUCAGACGCAGAGGCAGUCCUGGCAAAGGUAUGGAACGUGCCGACCUCGGAUCCGGCCGUGCAACAAGAGAAGGACGAGAUCAUAAGAGCCAACGACCUGGAGAGAUCCAAUCCCUUCAAGUGGACCGCAGCAUGGAGCAAAGACGCUGUACGAACACGCUGGCGACUCUUCCUCGCUGUCUUUGUACUAUUCACUAAUCAAUGGACCGGGGCUAAUGCGAUUGUCUUCUACGCUCCCACCAUCAUGGAACAGAACGUUGGUCUCUCUCAUACCUCCGCCCUCAUUGCCGGUGGCUGCAUAAACAUGGGUAAUAUGAUGGGAGCAUUUUUCAGCUGCCUGAUUUCGGAUAGGAUUGGCCGGAAGAAGCCACUUCUCAUCGGAUUGAUCGGACAGUCUAUCUUCAUGAUGUUGUUUGGUGUUAUGAUCAAAUAUAGCCAUGUCGGGCCUGCCACGGGUAAAGCUGCAAUUGCGUUCUUGUUAUGGUAUGAGAUAUGCUUUGGGGCUAGCAGCUCGUCCAUUCCCUGGCUAUACAGCGCCGAAAUCCUUCCUAUACGAGUCCGGGCUCAGGGCACCUCGCUCGCGGUUUUCACCAACUGGAUGUGGCAAUUCACCAUUGUCAUGGCCACACCGACAAUGAUCAGCAAUCUAGGUUGGGAAACUUACAUGAUUUUCAUGUCUUUCGGCUUCGCAUUCGUGCCCAUGGUCUACUUCUGGGUUGUCGAAACCAAAAACCUUGGUCUCGAGGAAAUCGAUUAUCUUUUCCUCAGCGAGCGCGCUCCACAGGGCGAGCAUCCAGCCGACGUGAGCCUCGGCGGUAUCGAGACUGGAGAAAUAAAGGAGAAAGUAGCUUAUGAGGAAUCGCCAGUAAGCAAAGCUUGA